Molecule: messenger RNA, 1704 nt
Organism: Gracilinanus agilis (Agile Gracile Mouse Opossum)
Lineage: Eukaryota; Metazoa; Chordata; Mammalia; Didelphimorphia; Didelphidae
Gene: CHKA
Product: choline kinase alpha
Exons: 11
Coding region: 13-1020 (335 amino acids)
Biological process (GO): phosphatidylethanolamine biosynthetic process; CDP-choline pathway
Cellular component (GO): cytoplasm
Molecular function (GO): choline kinase activity; ethanolamine kinase activity
Source: RefSeq, a predicted model, not a curated record
GGCCUCAGCAACAUGCUCUUCCAGUGCUCCUUACCUGACUGUGUCCAGUCUGUCUCAGAUGAGCCCCGGACGGUGCUCCUGCGCCUGUACGGCGCCAUUCUACAAAUGAGGUCCUGUAAUAAGGAAGGAGCCGGACAAGCCCCCAACGAGGAUGCGUGCCAAGGAGCCGAGGCCAUGGUGCUGGAAAGCGUUAUGUUUGCCAUUCUUGCCGAGAGGUGCCUUGGCCCAAAGCUGUACGGAAUCUUCCCACAAGGCCGCCUGGAACAGUUCAUCCCCAGCCGCCGCCUAGACACUGGGGAGCUCAGCUUGCCAGACAUCUCUGCAGAAAUCGCCGAGAAAAUGGCCACUUUCCAUGGCAUGAAGAUGCCGUUCAAUAAAGAACCCAAAUGGCUUUUUGGAACCAUGGAGAAAUAUUUAAAUCAAGUUCUGAGAAUUAAAUUUACCAGAGAAUCCAGAGUUAAAAAACUAAACAAACUCCUCAGUUAUAAUCUGCCUUUGGAAAUGGAAAAUCUAAGGUCCCUGCUGGAAGCCACUUCUUCCCCGGUGGUGUUCUGCCAUAACGACUGCCAGGAAGGGAACAUCCUCUUGCUGGAAGGCCGGGAGGCCUGGGAGAAGCAGAAGCUGAUGCUCAUCGACUUCGAGUACAGCAGCUACAACUACAGGGGCUUCGACAUCGGGAAUCACUUCUGCGAGUGGAUGUACGACUACACGUACGAGAAGUACCCCUUCUUCCGAGCCAACAUUCCCAAGUACCCGACCAAGAAGCAGCAGCUCCAUUUUAUUUCUAACUACCUGGCCGUGUCCCAGGACGGCUUCGAGAGCCUCAGCAACGAAGAGAAGAGCCGCCUGGAGGAGGAGAUGCUGGUCGAGAUCAACAGGUUUGCCCUGGCCUCGCACUUCUUCUGGGGACUCUGGUCCAUCGUACAAGCCAAAAUCUCAUCUAUCGAGUUCGGGUACAUGGACUACGCGCUGGCCAGGUUCGAGGCCUAUUUCUACCAGAAGAGGAAGCUGGGCGUGUGAAGGCCGCCAGCGGGCUCCCUGCCCCGCGUGUCCGAAGAGAGCGGCUGGCCGGGACUCGUCCUCCGCCCGCCUCCUGGGCCCGCAGCCACGGCGGCUCGCGCGCCCGCCCGCCUCCUGGGCUCCCGGCUGGGCUGAGACCAGAGACUCCAUUAAAGCUGAGCCACGUUUGUUUCUAUCUUGUUGACGGUUUCCGGCGUCUGACGGUGGUCGGGCAGCCGCGGAGCGCCGGGCGGCGCCUCCUCCUCCUCCUCCCCUCCGGCGGGGGCCUGGGGGGGGGCCGGUUCUUUUGUUCCUGGUUAUGUAUCUUGUACGUGCUGUAGACGCGGCAUGCUCGGGGGGGCCGCCGGCGCGCCCCACCGUGACCGGGACUGGAGGGGCCUUUGCCCGGGCCACGGGGGGGCCCCACACACCUCCCCUGGCCCUCGGGGCUGCCUGGGGGGACCAUUUCAGGGGGAGGGCGCUGGGGGGGACAGAAAUCCUUGUACGGGGGGCCCCCUUCUCCCUCGCGGCACCCCCUCAUCCUGGGAUUGGGGCCCUGCGGGGGAGGAGAGCCGCGGCAGGCGCUGGGCCUCGGGGUCACUCCGGCCCUUUUUUUACUCGGAACUUUGAUGUGAGCCGUCCGUCGCCCCCGGCCGCCCGCCCGCCGCACACUGUACCAUACUGAAAAUAAAGUGUUAAAGCAGC